AAAUCUCACCAAUUUGUCAAAAGAAUACCAGUUGAUUCUUCACGGAACCUUCACUAUUCUGGGCUUAGUUUCUCAGGAAACAUCAUAGCCACCUCGGACCGGUACCCAUGUUUUUUUUUAAUUUUUUAUUUUUAUAGGAGCCAUAUAUUAACCCCUCUAUAUAUACAUCAUAUAAACCAUUAAUGAAUCUACUACAACUGUCUGUCAGCCUUAUUACGCAUAAACACUUUGGUUACCAAUUCCUUCAACAACUUUAAUUAAAGCCAUUCACAGCUCAAGCAAAUAUUAAAACUCUCCUGCCUUAAGAACAGACACUAUACAGUCUCGCUUUGCACAAGUUCGUGAACCUUUUCCUUUCUUCAGCUACAAGAACAAAAUGGUGUUCAAGUUGAAUAAUCAAUUGUUAUCAAAGAUAGCAAUAGGUGAUGGACAUGGCGAGAAUUCACCAUAUUUUGAUGGAUGGAAAGCAUAUGACAGUGAUCCAUUUCAUCCCAUAGACAAUCCAAAUGGUGUUAUUCAGAUGGGUCUUGCAGAGAAUCAGCUUUCUUUUGAUGUUGUCCAAGAAUGGCUCAAGAACAACCCAAAAGCUUCUAUUUGCACUCCUGAAGGAGCGGAUGAGUUCAAGAAUGUUGCUAUUUUUCAAGAUUAUCAUGGUUUGCCAGAAUUUAGAAAUGCUGUUGCAAACUUUAUGGCAAAAGUUAGGGGAGAUAGAGUAACAUUUGACCCUGACCGCAUCGUUAUGAGCGGAGGAGCUACCGGAGCUCAUGAGAUGAUAGCCUUCUGUUUGGCCGAUCCCGGCGAUGCAUUUUUGGUACCUACCCCUUAUUAUCCGGGAUUUGAUAGAGACCUGAGAUGGAGAACAGGAGUUCAACUGAUCCCAGUCGACUGUGACAGCUCAAACCAGUUCAAAGUUACAAGAGAAGCUUUGGAAAAUGCUUAUGAAAUGGCACAAUACGACAAUAUCAAUGUCAAGGGUUUGCUCAUAACUAAUCCAUCAAAUCCCUUAGGUACAAUCUUGGACAGGGAAACACUAAGAAGUAUUGUAGGCUUCAUCAAUGAAAAGAACAUCCAUUUAAUCUGCGAUGAAAUCUACGCAGCCACAGUUUUUAGCCAGCCCGAAUUUGUUAGCAUUGCGGAGAUAAUAGAAGAAGAGGAAUGCGACCUUGAUCUCAUUCACAUUGUUUAUAGUCUGUCUAAGGAUUUGGGAUUUCCUGGAUUUAGAGUUGGUAUUGUUUACUCUUACAAUGAUGCAGUGGUAAAAUGUGCUCGAAAAAUGUCAAGCUUUGGAUUAGUAUCAUCACAGACACAACAUCUAAUCGCAUCGAUGCUAUCAGAUGAUGAGUUUGUAGAGAGGUUCAUCAUGGAGAGCAAGAAAAGGUUGGCUGCAAGAUAUAGUGUCUUCACCAAAGGACUUGCUCAAGUAGGGAUUAGAUGUUUGAAGACAAGCAAUGCAGGACUGUUUUUAUGGAUGGAUUUGCGUAGGCUACUUAAAGAUCAGAGUGUUGAAGGAGAGAUGGCACUGUGGAGAGUAAUAAUCAACGAUGUUAAGCUCAAUGUUUCGCCUGGUUCUUCUUUCCAUUGCACUGAGGCAGGUUGGUUUAGAGUUUGCUUUGCUAACAUGGAUGAUAAGACAAUGGAAGUUGCUUUAUCAAGAAUCAGAACAUUCGUUCUUCAAAACAAGGAAGCUAUGAAGCCAAUGAAGAAAUUAUUGUGGCAAAGCAGCCUCAAACUCAGCUUCUCCUCUCGAAUUUAUGAUGAUUUUAUCAUGUCUCCUCGUUCUCCUAUACCGCAAUCGCCUCUCGUUCGAGCCAGAAAUUAGAGCAUGUUCGGCGUACUAUAAUGGAAUAUACAUAUAUUGGAAUGUAAAUGAAACAGAUCAAGAAAUCUAUUUCAUUACAUUCGACUAUAUUCUCCAUUACAGUCAAAUAAAACUCAACUUCUAACCAUUUCUUUAUGCAACUGAAGGAAAAAGGUUGAUCAAUUCUUUCAUAUUUUUCACUAGGGUAUUAAUUAUCCUUUUCUACAUUAUCUUUUUCUUUCUUUUCCUUGUAAAGUAUUAUGUUAAAUUUGCUGUGAAGGCAUAUGUUUUUAGUGUACUGAUUACCAAUUUUGAUUGUAACCCAUUUUGGCAAAGAAAAUGUGUCAUAUGGGAAACUAUAUAUUGGUUCAUGCAUCUCCCCUUGUAUAGUUGUGAUUCUUUCUUCCUUUUAUGUUAAAUGUAAGUCUUAUUUUUCUA
Molecule: messenger RNA, 2236 nt
Organism: Ricinus communis (castor bean)
Lineage: Eukaryota; Viridiplantae; Streptophyta; Magnoliopsida; Malpighiales; Euphorbiaceae
Product: 1-aminocyclopropane-1-carboxylate synthase
Exons: 4
Coding region: 377-1819 (480 amino acids)
Biological process (GO): amino acid metabolic process; biosynthetic process
Molecular function (GO): pyridoxal phosphate binding; transaminase activity
Source: RefSeq, a predicted model, not a curated record